CGGUUUUAGAGCAUGAACACACAUUGGGCAGAUGAGGAGUUAUGAUAUUGAGACCCCAGGGGCAGCUACCGACUGUGAGGACUAUGAUGCAGAAUCUAACACAUCCACCCCCAUAUCCAACUGGAAACCAAUUACUUCAGCAGAAAUUUGAUAAGGCUUCAUAUGACUUGCACAAGAGGAAGGUAAAAUCUGCUAAAUCAACAAUAAACACAACUCCACCAAAGACGUAUAGUCACCUGACUCUGAAGCUGAAGAAACAACAGCUUGAAGAGGAGAGGACACUGAGGAUUCAGCAGGAAAACAAUAUGCUCAUGGAAAAAAUCUCACACAUCAUGAGGACGACUGGAGGAGUUGACAACAGAAAUAACUAUGACAAGAAAAGCCUUGGCAAAGAGAAGCGACAGCUGGAGUUGAUCCGUAUCACCGAGGAGAAUCAAAUGAUCCUGUUCCACCUGAGCCAGUGCAGGCCUCACUAUAAUGUCAGGAGCUGGCAUGAUGACUGGCUCAAAACACUCAAGUUGAUGGACAGCAUCGCACUGUACCCAAGAGGAGGAGCAAAGAUGCAAAAGGGGCAAGACAAACCCAGCAAGCGAAGCAGUGGUUGUGACGAAGAGCAAAAGAUAAACACAGAUGCAACCACACACAGCCCUGCAAGCAACAAAACAAAGGCCAAGACAACAUCUGGGGGAAAUGAAAUUAAAAAAGGAACCAGCGAGACAAAAGAUACAGGAACAGAGAAUCAGCAGGACACAGAUAAACACCCUGACCCUGAUGCAGAUGUGCCUGGGAAAUCCACCUCAGCAGAUAUGCCUGAAAGUCCUGGAUCCUCUCAGGCUACUUAGAAUUACAAGAGAUAAAGAAAUAAACAACCACACACUGUUGAAAAGUCCGUAGCUCCUGGUGGAUCUGAAA
Messenger RNA from Paralichthys olivaceus (Japanese flounder), 912 nucleotides. It is a transcript of the gene cfap97d2, whose product is annotated as CFAP97 domain containing 2. Lineage: Eukaryota; Metazoa; Chordata; Actinopteri; Pleuronectiformes; Paralichthyidae. The record is from RefSeq and is a predicted model, not a curated record.